Molecule: messenger RNA, 1965 nt
Organism: Anopheles funestus (African malaria mosquito)
Lineage: Eukaryota; Metazoa; Arthropoda; Insecta; Diptera; Culicidae
Exons: 4
Coding region: 137-910 (257 amino acids)
Source: RefSeq, a predicted model, not a curated record
UAUUUUCAGAAUCUUCAAUAGGAAAGUUGUACAACCACAAUCUUCGCGCCAAUGGGGACUGCAGCAAGACGGAACAUUUUUUUGCGCGAAAAGAAAUACAUUUGUUUGUCGAUGAAUUACUGCCCCAGGAUGUGGAAUGGGUCGACAUGGCGUGGAAGACGGGAGGGGUAGCUGUUUCACCACCAAGCAGAUGCUUUUAGCACCAAAAGGACAAGGCAACAAAAGGUGCAUGGAUGGAAGAUGGCAACUGCCACUGUUUAAUUUAAUGGAACCAGCUAUCAAAAUCGAGGAAGAUAGUACAGACUUCGGAGAGUUUGCAUUCCUUUCGGAACAGCACUUGAUGGAGGAUAUUACGGACAGUAUUAAGAAAAGUAACACAACGAAAAAGGUUAAUACCUCGCGCAAACGAAAGCUGGACAUUGCCGAGCUUUUCCAACUUUCAUCCAGUAGUACCACCGUCAGUCAUCGCAAUCUCUUAGAGAAACCGUUUCCAAUCGUUACGAUCAAUGAGUUGAACGAGUUUGAUACGCUUUUGCUGGGCAAUCCUUCGUUCACGGAAAAAUGUGCACAAAUGCUACACUCGGUCAUUAGGGAUGAAGGCAAUUCGCUAGACAAUGCAACGUGCCAUAUGCGUUUACUGCUAGAGCAUGCGAUUGAUUAUUCGGUGAUACUGCGCUACAGUUGGUACGGGUUUAUGCCACGAUCGCCGGCAGCCCGAAGCAGCGGUGAACAACACCCAUUUCGAAAUCUGUUAGGCGUGAUCAGCUUACUGCACCGGGCACGGCAGCUACGGUUUGCGACCUGCAGUAGGGAGGAAAUAAACAAGGGUAUUGAGAAGUUUCUCAAGCGAAAGCUACGGUGCCAUGCGCUGUUUGAGAAAAAGCAACAGUUAUUAAAACAGCAAGGCUAAUGAGAAGUGGAUAAGGUUUACGAAACACCUUUCCGCGGUCCUUUUGGUGCCAAAGUAGACACGUAAAGCAAACGGGACUAGCUUAGACAUGUUCAACCAAUCAUCAAGAAUCUCACGAAAAGUUUCAUUCUUUUCUACUAGCUUCUAGUCAUUGCAUCGUUUCGUGAUGAAAACGUGGAUUGUGGGAAACAAUUACACGGCCAUGCACACGGCCACCGGCAUACAGAUACUAGCUACUAUUAAAAAUAAAUAUUUAUUGUGAUUUAUUGCAUACAUAACAUAAAUCCAUUGAACUGAUUGGUGCCGGCAGUGUUGAUUAGUAAUUUUCUCCGCAUCUCAUUACAAAUGAUGUCAUUUUUUCAGAAUCGUACAACAAUUCUUUGUAUGUGGAUUCUUAUAAGUGUCAUAAUUUACGAAAGAAUAAAUGGAACAGAAAACACGAUAAUUUGUAACAACAAUAAACAUGUGAUGAAAGUUAUCUUAACAUUUGUUGUUUUCGUAAUUAACGCAUGAAAUGUAUUUCGUAUUGUUACUUAUUUUAUUCUGUAAUUUUUAUUACAUAUUCGUUGUUAACAUGUUUUUAAUUUGUAGUGUGAAUUAAUUAAGUUUUAUUUUUUUUCUAUUCACAUACUUUUCUGCUCCACAGUUUUGUAUGAUGAUGAGCAUGAAUUACCAUUGCGAGAUAAUGAACUCAGGUUCCUGACCACCUCGAAAGGCAAACAGGUGCUCGUCUUCGAUGAACACAUUUACAGGGUAAACAGGCAACGCGGCCGAAUGCGCUACUGGGAAUGCAUCAAACGGCGUACGAAAUUGCAAUGUCCCACAAAAUUAACGACCGAGUAUAAUGCGGUGCGUAAUAUAAGUGGCGGUAAUCACAAUCAUCCACAUCCAACGAUAGAGAUUGACAUGUUAGAAAAAGAAACAAAUAAUGCUAAAUUCAAGCAUUCCUUUUAAAAAUCCUUUGCGAUACAAAUCUGCCGGCUUUUGUAUUCAUAGUAGAAACAAUUCAAUAUGUAAAUAGGACAACAUAUUAAAAAAAACGUGAACAAAACAAA